AUGCCUUUCAACACCGCACUGACCCGCAAGCUGGGUAUUCGCGUGCCCGUGGUGCAGGGUGGCAUGCAGUGGGUGGGAUACGCCGAGCUGGCCUCGGCCGUCAGUAACGCCGGUGGUCUGGGUAUCCUUACGGCCCUCACCCAACCCACCCCCGAAGACCUGCGCAAGGAAAUCCGACGAUGCCGCGAAAUGACCAAGUACCCCUUCGGCGUCAAUCUGACCCUCCUCCCCGCUCUGGUUCCCCCGGACUACGGGGCCUACGCCCAGAUUAUCAUCGACGAGGGAAUCAAGAUUGUUGAGACCGCCGGAAAUAAUCCGGGCCCUGUGAUCAAGCAGCUGAAGAAGGCGGGCAUCAUCAUCCUCCACAAAUGCACCACCAUCCGCCACGCCAAGUCCGCCGUGAAGCUGGGUGUGGACUUCCUGUCCAUCGAUGGAUUCGAGUGCGCCGGCCACGUCGGUGAGAACGACAUCACCAACUUCAUUCUCCUGAGCCGUGCUCGUCAAGAUCUGGGCGUGCCUUUUAUUGCUUCCGGCGGUUUCGCCGACGGCCAGGGUCUUGCUGCUGCGCUAGCUCUUGGCGCCGAGGGUAUCAACAUGGGUACCCGAUUCAUGAGCACUGUCGAGGCUCCGAUUCACCAGAACAUUAAGGAAGCUAUCGUUAAGGCGCAGGAGACUGAUACCGCUCUUGUGCUCCGCCGGUGGAAGAACACUACCCGCUUGUUCGGCAACAAGGUUACCCAGGAGGCUCUGAAGAUUGAGAAGGAAAGCACGACUGGUGACUUCGCGGAGAUCGGUCCCUAUGUGAGCGGCAAGCGUGGUCGUCAGGUUUUCCUGAACGGUGACCCCGACUACGGUGUCUGGACCGCCGGUCAGGUUAUCGGCCUGAUCCACGACAUCCCGACCUGCGAUGCGCUGCUGCAGCGUAUCGAGAAGGAGGCCUUGGAGGCCAUGAACCGGACCCGGAGUCUGUACAGCGACGCCCCCGCCAGUAAGCUGUGA
Molecule: messenger RNA, 999 nt
Organism: Penicillium canariense
Lineage: Eukaryota; Fungi; Ascomycota; Eurotiomycetes; Eurotiales; Aspergillaceae
Product: NAD(P)H-dependent flavin oxidoreductase
Exons: 4
Coding region: 1-999 (332 amino acids)
Molecular function (GO): nitronate monooxygenase activity
Source: RefSeq, a predicted model, not a curated record